This is a messenger RNA of Plasmodium vivax (malaria parasite P. vivax), 408 nucleotides long. RefSeq lists its product as hypothetical. Lineage: Eukaryota; Apicomplexa; Aconoidasida; Haemosporida; Plasmodiidae. The record is from RefSeq and is a predicted model, not a curated record. Bases 1 to 408 code for a protein of 135 amino acids. Gene Ontology annotation, molecular function: zinc ion binding; nucleic acid binding. The transcript has 5 exons.
AUGCAUUUUUUUGUGCUGCCCGUCCUUUCCAAAUAUAAUGUAAUCGAACGAGAUGAAGAAAAGUACAUUAUACUAGUCGCAAGAAUGAAAAGAAUGGCCCUGUCGACGAGAAAAAAAAAACACCCGCGCAAUACGAUAAAAAGCAAAAUUCUGAAGACCAGAAAAAGGAAAAGAGAUUACGAUGAAGUAUAUAAGGAUUAUCUGAACCAACCGGACCUUCCGUACGAUGAAGACAAAAAGGGAGGCGGACAACAUAAGUGCUACGCUUGCGACAUUUAUUUUAUAAAUGACGACGCGAAGAAACAACACGAAAAAACGAAGAAACACAAGAGGAGAGUGAAAAUGCUUAACACAGAGACGCCCUACACUUAUAAGGACGCCCUGAAGGCUGCCGAGAUUGCCCUGUAA